Echinostoma caproni is the source of this 765-nucleotide messenger RNA. Lineage: Eukaryota; Metazoa; Platyhelminthes; Trematoda; Plagiorchiida; Echinostomatidae. The record is from the annotation of a GenBank genome assembly.
AUGCCGCGUGUGCACCAAUAUGCCCCUGUUCGUCUGGGCACACAGACAGACACGAACAAGCGGGCCAAACCACCACGACCGAAAGAGCCUGGCACGCAACCGUACCACGCGGGGGAUAGGAAACGUAGCGCAUUGCGUGCCCGGUCGGUGCGUCUGUCUAUCGUUCCCCUGAAUCCGAUAUACCGACGUAAAUUAUGUGGUCCCGACUGUCCAUUCGCUUCAGUCAGGAAAUCCUUCUCGCCGCGCGCUUUCGACCGGAAUACAUUACGUGAAUUUUGGUGUAAACGAUUAAUCCAAAGAAUGGCCUUCAAAAUUGACGACUUCACCAUCCAAGAAGACCAAGUGAAAACUGCCAAGGACGUUUUCAAACGGUAUGACAAACGAGGUCAGGACAAGAUCAGCACCACCGAUCUGGGUCCAGCUUUUCGAGCGCUUAAUUUGAAAGUCAAACCGGAUACGUUGAAAGAAUGGGCCGAUCAGGUUGAUGAUGACGCUACCGGAUUUAUCGAUUUUAACGGUUUCCUGAUCUGCUACGGUAAGAGCCUUCAGGAAGAACAAGACGAACGUGAUUUGCGAGACGCAUUCCGUGUGCUCGAUAAGAAUAAGCGAGGAGAAAUCGAUGUUGAAGAUCUGAGAUGGAUCCUGAAAGAAUUGGGUGAUGACCUCACCGAGGAAGAAAUUGAUGACAUGAUUCGUGACACGGAUACCGACGGUUCAGGUUUCGUUGAUUUCGAUGAAUUCUACAAACUGAUGACCUCGGAGUAG